This is a messenger RNA of Papaver somniferum (opium poppy), 2613 nucleotides long. RefSeq names its product L-type lectin-domain containing receptor kinase S.4-like. Gene Ontology annotation, molecular function: protein kinase activity; ATP binding; carbohydrate binding. Gene Ontology annotation, biological process: protein phosphorylation. The record is from RefSeq and is a predicted model, not a curated record. Lineage: Eukaryota; Viridiplantae; Streptophyta; Magnoliopsida; Ranunculales; Papaveraceae. Bases 151 to 2232 code for a protein of 693 amino acids. Gene Ontology annotation, cellular component: plasma membrane. The transcript has a single exon.
UGCCAUCCUGGUCUUCUUUUUUAGAGAACAACUGUACAAGGGAAGUCAAAAAGCCAUUGGAAUAUAGUUGAGUUAUUAAAUUCAUCCUACCAGUAAACUCUGGUUCUCCUCACCACCUAAAACCCUAAUUUAGCUUCGAUCGUGCUACUAAUGGCUAAAUUUCUCUUGUUUAUUCUGUUUAUAAUCACGAACCCAUUUUUAGUUUUCUCUCAAUUUGAUGAAUUCUUCUUCAAUGGAUUCAGUGAAGCUCAUCACAAUAACAACAAGAUAAGCUUAAAUGGUUCAUCAGAGAUCAAGAAAAAUGGGAUACUUCAAUUAACAAAUGAUACAAGUAGAUUAACUGGUCAUGCUACUUAUCAAACUCCAUUACAAUUUAAGAAUUCCACAAAUGGAAAAGUUUAUUCAUUUUCAACUUCUUUUGCAUUCGCAAUUGUUUCUCAGUUUCAAAGAUUAGGUGGUCAUGGAUUUGCUUUCACUAUAUCACCAGACAAACUACUUAAUGGAUUUCCAAGUCCAUAUCUUGGUGUAUUCAAACCCAGUGAUGUUGGAAACUUAUCAAACCAUGUAUUCGCUGUUGAAUUUGAUACAGUUCAAGAUUUUGAGUUUGGAGAUAUUGAUGAUAAUCAUAUUGGUAUCGAUGUCGAUGGUUUGAACUCCACUUCUUCUGUUUCCGCAGCAUAUUUUUCCGAGAAUUCGACGAAAGUAAACAUUACUCUCGAAAGUGGUAACAUAUUUCAGGUAUGGAUUGAUUAUGAUUCUAUUGAAAAUGUUGUUAAUGUUAGUGUCUCACCAUUUUCAUGGAAACCAAAACAACCAAUUCUCAGUACUAGUAGUAUAGAUCUUUCUUCGGUUUUCGAAGAUUCUAUGUAUGUUGGAUUCUCUUCUUCUACUGGUUUACUUGCUAGUUCACAUUAUAUACUGGGGUGGGAUUUCAAAAUGAAUGGAAUUUCUAGAAAUCUUGAUCUUGGCUCGUUGCCUUCACUUCCUGGACCUAAGAAAAAACAUGUUGCAGUAAUAAUUGGUGUUUCUGUCUCCUCUAUUCUUCUUCUUAUUGUUGCGGUUUGUUUCGCCAUUUACUUGUUUAUAAAAAUUAAGAAUGCGGAUGUUAUAGAAGAUUGGGAACUUGAUAUUGGACCGCAUCGAUUCUCUUAUGAAGAAUUAAAAACUGCAACAAAAGGUUUCAAGGAAAAGGAAUUACUUGGGGUUGGUGGAUUUGGUAAAGUUUACAAAGGGAGGUUGCCAAAUUCGAAAGCUGUGGUUGCAGUUAAGAGAAUUUCUCAUGAUUCAAAACAAGGUUUGCAUGAAUUUGUAUCGGAAAUCGGAACUAUCGGACGCCUUCGUCAUCGGAAUCUAGUUCAACUACAAGGAUGGUGCAGAAGAAGAGGUGAUUUGCUUCUUGUUUACGAUUAUAUGCCUAAUGGAAGCUUAGAUAAAUACAUCUACCGCGAACCCAAAUUUGUCUUAAGUUGGGAACAAAGAUUUAAGAUCAUUAAAGGUAUUUCUGCAGCAUUACUAUAUCUACAUGAGCAAUGGGAACAGAUUGUGGUUCAUAGAGAUAUAAAAGCUAGUAACAUAUUGCUAGAUGGUGAAUUUAAUGGACGAUUAGGUGAUUUCGGUCUUGCUAAAUUGUAUGAACACGGUUCAAAUCCAGGUACAACUCGAAUAGUAGGUACAUUGGGUUAUCUAGCACCAGAGCUAACGAAGACAGGUAAAGCAACGCCAAGUUCAGAUGCGUUUGCAUUUGGUGCACUUUUACUGGAAACAUGUUGUGGCAGAAGACCCAUCGAACCGAAAGCAGUUCCAGCAGAACUGACUUUGAUUGAUUGGGUUUGGGAUAAAUGGACAAGUGGAUUGAUUUUUGAUGUAGUUGAUCCAAGACUGAAAGAUGAAUUUGAUGAAGAUGAGGUUCUAAUGGUGUUGAAACUCGGGUUAAUGUGCUCUAAUUGUGCACCUGCCGAACGUCCUAGUAUGAGACAAGUAGUAAGGUAUUUGGAAAAGGAAGUAAAAAUGCCUGAAGUAUUGAGCGCACCAGGUGAAAAUGAAACUGAUAGGAAUGAUAUCGGGUUUGAUGAUUUUAUUCAUUCUUAUCCUUCACAUUCUUUCGACAAAUCCGUACAAUCUUCUAAGGAAGUUCGAAAUGAUGCUAUCGACGAUGACAGUGAUCAAGAUCAAAGUGCUGCUUCUUCUGGUUCUCUUUACCUUCUCUCUACUAGACAUAAUAAAGGUAGAUAGGAUAGCCAACCGCAUUCUUGUCAAGCGUGGCUUACUCCUCAAUCCUCAUAGGUCACAGUUUCCGAGUCUGUUUAAGGUUCCCGAGGGUGGUUCAGGGGUUGCUAAUGUGUUUGGGCUCCAAGGUUGUAUCAGGCGCUCACCGAGGCGCCAAGCCUAGCGCCUAGGCACCAAAAAGUUUAUUUUCUAGGCGACUACUCGCCUUUCACAACAUAGGUUUCUGGGUUUUUUUUUUCUUUCGAUUUUCUUCUUUAAGGAUUAAGAAUGUGUAUAAAGUAUAUAUAAAAUAAAGUAAAGAAGAAUAUUAGAAUAGAAUUAUGAACUUUAGUCUUUGAAUGAGUGGAAUCAAUAAUAGGCAACAUCAUCUUUUUGAUUUGUGGUUAA